This is a messenger RNA of Williopsis jadinii, 354 nucleotides long. It is a transcript of the gene DAD4, whose product is annotated as Dad4p. The transcript is spliced from 3 exons. The coding region runs from base 36 to 254 and encodes 72 amino acids. The record is from RefSeq and is a predicted model, not a curated record. Gene Ontology annotation, cellular component: mitotic spindle; DASH complex. NCBI's taxonomy places the organism in Eukaryota, Fungi, Ascomycota, Saccharomycetes, Phaffomycetales, Wickerhamomycetaceae. Gene Ontology annotation, biological process: attachment of spindle microtubules to kinetochore.
CGGGACAGGGGUAACCACGAAGCAAGAUUAUAAGCAUGGAGAAUCCACAUGAACAGGUACAAAAUGCCUUGUUGGCUCGUAUAAUCAACAAUGUUGAGAGACUGAAUGAAAGCGUUGUGAUAUUGAACAACUCAUUACGUGAGGCCAACAAGGACAACUUACAGAUGGAGUUGGUUGCACAGAUGUGGGAGAACUACCAGGCAAAUGCAGAGUUUAAUUUACAAGCAACAGGUAAUAAGCAGAAGCCACUGUGAACUGGCUUGUGUAGAUAAGGAGUUUAUAUUUUUGGACAGGUUCGAUAAUUAACGGUAUUGGUAACGGGAAAAUAAAGUGCGGCAAUGUAGUCUACAACCA